GGAAGUGAUGUGUGGGGAAGUGGGUCGCUUUCUGAUGAAUUCAUUGGCUGUGGAAUUGGCCGGGAGGGGAAUCUAACCCCUAAGGCUGGUACUUGCUUCCUGAACCCGCUUUCCCAGCGAAUUGACAGUUGGAAGUAUUUAUAUGCCUCGCGUGCACUUUUGAGUACAGGAGAUUGAAUUAGCUCUCAAUAAUGGGAAGAACCUACAUUGUAGAAGAGGCUGUUGGCCAAUAUCUUUCAAACAUCAAUCUCCAAGGGAAAGCUUUUAUCUCUGGUCUUUUAAUAGGACAGUGUUCUCCACAAAAGGAUUAUGUGAUUCUUGCCACUAGAACACCACCCAAAGAGGAACAAAAGGAGAACCUCAAACAUCCCAAGGCUAAGUCAGAUAAUUUGGAUGAAGAAUGGGUGACAGAGCAUGCCAACCAGGUAUCCAGAAUGCUACCAGGGGGACUUUUAGUUCUUGGAGUAUUUAUCAUUACAACUUUAGAACUGGCAAAUGAUUUUCAAAAUACCCUGCGUAGACUAGUAUUUGCUAUGGAAAAGUCUGUGAGUAAAAAUAGACUGUGGAAUUUAACAAAGGAGGAAGUUUCAGAACGAGUGACACUUCAUAUUUGCUCUUCUACAAAAAAAAUAUUUUGUCGAACUUAUGAUAUCCGUGAUCCAAAGAGUUUAGCAAGACCAGCAGAUUGGAAGUACCAAAAUGGACUAUCAACUUCAUGGCUUUCUUUAGAGUGUACACUCCAUGUUAAUAUUCACAUCCCACUUUCUACUACUUCUGUCAGCCAUCCUAUGGAGAAAACUACAAAGAAUGGACUUACGCGUUGGGCCAAGCAAAUAGAAAAUGGUAUUUAUUUGAUUAAUGGACAAGUUAAAGAUGAAGACUGUGACCUAGUAGAAGGACAGAAAAAAACUCCCAGAGGAAAUGCUCAUGUGACUAAUCAUUCUUUUGAUGUCAGAGUGCUAACACAGUUGCUCCUGAAUUCAGAUCACAGGUCCACAGCCACAGUUCAGAUCUGCAGUGGUUCUGUAAACCUUAAGGGUGCCGUGAAAUGCAGAGCUUAUGUUAAUAGCAGUAAACCUAAGGUUAAAGAGGCUGUGCAGGCAAUAAAGAGAGAUAUAUUGAACACAGUUGCUGAUCGUUGUGAAAUACUGUUUGAGGACCUGCUUUUGAAUGAAACUCCAGAAAAAAAAGAUUCUGAAAAAGAGUUCUACAUCCUCCCUCACCGAGUAUUUGUCCCAAUUCCUGGAUCCACUGUAAUGUUAUGUGAUUACAAAUUUGGCGAUGAAUCAGCUGAGGAAAUCAGAGACCAUUUUCUAGAAAUGUUGGAUCAGAUGAUUCAAAUAGAAGAUUUGGAAAUUGCAGAGGAAAUAAACACAGCUUCUGUGAGUUCCUCUAUUAAUACUGAAGCAUCAAUGGACAACAUAGAUGAUGAACAACGAGAACAACCAAUUAAAAAUACAAUAGUGUUGAAAAUUCAACAGAACAUAGGUGUGAUUGCAGCAUUUGCAGUUGCAGUCCUUGCUGCGGGCAUCUCCUUUCAUUACUUCAGUGAUUAGAGCAAGACACGAAGGGCUUACUGAUCAUCCAGAGGACACUGGCCAACAAUUGUGAAAGAUAAAGUGAACACAGUUUAUCUGCACUUAAGACAGCAGCCAUAUCUGCUGCCAUAAAUGCCUACUAGGUGUGUUUCUGACUAAAAUGAAAUCACCAGUUGCCUUGAUUAGGCCUGCUUGUAUGAUAGGUGACCCAGGUUUCCAAAAAUAAAGUUGUGCUGCUAGAUGGAAGUUGCAUGUAACAAAUCAUUAUUAUCUGUUUUUUAAAGGGGUUCAGAAUGAUGGAGUAUUUUCAUAGAUUUUAGUCUUGUUAAUCUCAAUAAUGCAUUGAUCAGGACAUUGACAGUUUGAAGAGUCAGGGUUAGCUCAAUAUCCAGUAAUAGAAUCCCAGGAGAAGUUUUGUAGGGCUUCUGUAGAGUUGUGUGAGUUCACACCCUAGGACCUUUCUAGUAGACACUCAAUUCCAAGGUACUGUGUGUUCUGUUCUGAUAGAAGGUUAGGAAACUUUUCCAGAGAGGUUUGAAUCAGUAAGGAUUGACCUACAUCAUGCACUUUCUCAGGUUAAUAUAUGGUAACUGUUGUAUUAAAUAAGACUUCUGCUUCCAGCAGAAUGAUAGACUAUAUAUGCAAAACAACUACAUCCUGAAUAAAAUCUACUUUUAAAUGCAAUGCUAGGCUCAAAGGAAGUAGGGAAAAUCUCUCAAGAACCACCCUUCUAUUUUUCCUCCCCUCUUCCAAAUGAAUACAUUUUGAGUUGGAAUAGUGAAUACUAUAUUAAACAUACAAGCAGACUAUGGUUGCCAUGAGGCAAAUGCUAGUAGCAGAACUGCUACAUAAGGAAGGGGAUCUGAAUCCAAAACUGCUGCAAGCCAAGGUAGUUGAAGGAGAGCUUAAGUAGCCCUAGUUUUGUAGUGCCCAAAGCUCCUUGUAAAAGCAGAUAUUAAUUAUCUCAAGAGGAAAACCUUCCUAAUUUAGGUCCAAUCUUUCCAUCGAUUAAAACCAAGCAGUAGCAUUUCAUGACUAGAGUUCACCAGGUAUGAUCUGAAACUAGCUAGCAUGAAUGGAAACCUUUAAAAACAAUAAACAUUGGGUUCAACUCUUUAAUAGCUCAUCACUAACAUAAGAAAUAAAAGAUGGUACCACAGGUGGAUCUGAAAAAAAGAACUAAAUGGAACUGCUAGAAAUGAGAUAUUUAUUUAUUGAAAUAAGAAAAAAAAAAACAAAACACCUCAGACAUGUUGAAUAUCAUAUUAGACUCAAAUGAAGAAAAAAUUCAGUGAACCAGAAGAUAAAUCUAAAAUUAUCCAGUGAGAAGCACAGAGAAAGAACUAGAAAUGUUAAAGAGAAGUCAGAGGAUGUGGAGGGAAGGAUUAUAAAGACUAGGAGGAAAUAGAAUAGGACAUGUUCAGAUGAAAACCAAAUUUUACCACCUCAGAUCUUCAUUACAGAAACCACAAAAGGAUUACUUUUAAGGAGAAGGAAAAUUAUAUCCAAAGGAUGAUCUGUAAUUGAAGAACCACUGUGUAAAAAAAUUUAUAAAUAUAUGUAAAUCUAAAGUAUUGUUUGAAUAAAACAAUCACAAUGAAAGAAGUAUUUAUUAGUAAAAUGGUAAACAGAUGUAAAACUAAAUAGCAUUACACAACAUUAAUAAUGCAUAAUUGAAAAGUAAGAUUUAUAAUUGGGUAACAAUAGCUUAUAAGAUGGGAGGAGGGUGAUUGGAUUUAAAGUAUUCUGAGGUGCUUUUAUUCAGAAAAAGGGUUAAGGUAUUAUUUAACUUUAAAUUUGAGUAUAUUAAAUAUGCAUAAUAAAAUUUCCAGUAUAACUGCUAGAAGAUAAGGAAUUAUAAUUCCAAAAGAAAAGAAGUUUAAAAAGUGGAAUAGGAAGACAAUUACAAUACCCCCCCCCCAAAAAAAAAAAAGAAUUAAUUACAGGGGUGAAAAAGUAGGAAG
Molecule: messenger RNA, 3502 nt
Organism: Choloepus didactylus (southern two-toed sloth)
Lineage: Eukaryota; Metazoa; Chordata; Mammalia; Pilosa; Megalonychidae
Gene: ODR4
Product: odr-4 GPCR localization factor homolog
Exons: 14
Coding region: 192-1556 (454 amino acids)
Biological process (GO): intracellular protein localization
Cellular component (GO): endomembrane system
Source: RefSeq, a predicted model, not a curated record